UUGAAAAUGAUAAGUAAAACUGGAAUUUCAGCAUCGCUGAUUAGGAUCGCCCGUGUCCGUAUCACCUUACAUAAUGGCCAAGAGACACACUUGGGAUCAAAUGCGUCAGAUCUUUAUGCAGGCGAUAAAUGCCGUGCACCCUGAGAAGAUAUUUAGUGAUUACCAAAAAUUUGACUUGAGGCCUACGGAGUUGUCGAUAAAACUAAAUGGAGAGCGGCAGGACAUCACUGGAAAGUCCUGUCACAUUGUGGGAUUUGGUAAAGCAGUCCUGGGAAUGGCCAACAAGGUUCACCAGGACCUGGGAACCCACUCAUCCGGAGGAGUGCUGAGUGUCCCGGUAAACACCCUGAAACAGUUCCAACAACCCAUUGCUCCUGAAUUGGUUGUCUACGAAGGAGCACCCAACAACCUUCCAGAUGACAAUGCUCUGAAGGCAGCCCAGCAAAUUAAGCAGCUCGCCGAGAAGAUGACGUCGCAGGACAUUCUUUUAGUCUUCAUUUCAGGAGGAGGGUCUGCACUUUUGCCCUUGCCCAGGCUACCUUUGACUCUGGAUGACAAGCGCAGCAUUGCAGAUAAGCUAAUGAAACGGGGAGCUAGCAUCCAGGAGAUAAAUGCCGUGAGAAUAGCCUGUUCAGAUAUCAAAGGAGGCAAAUUGGCCAAAUUUGCCGGUCAAGCGGGACUUCUGGUGACCUUUGUACUAAGCGACAUCAUCGGAGAUCCCCUGGAGCUGAUAGCCUGUGGCCCCACUAUCCAACCCGUGGCCGGAGCAUCUCCGUCUGAAAUCCUUAAGAAGCAUCAGGUCUGGGAAGAGCUUUCCCCAGAGGUGCAAAAGGUGUUCGAGGUACCGGAAGAACAGAAGAACUCAUCCUUGCCCGAGCACAAGGUCUUUGUUGUGGGUAGCAAUGUGAUAGCCACUUCCACAGCUGCCUUAGAAGCUGAGAAACUAGGCUAUAUUCCCUGCGUGCUCAGUUGUGCCGUUCAAGGAGAUGUUGCUCAAGUAGCUGGCGACUAUCAGAGAUUGCUUCAGAGUAUAUAUGAAGCAAAAAAUCAUGGUAUACGAGAUCAGCAGCUCAGGGAGAAGUAUACCUUCGGGGAUAGGAGUUUCCCGGACUUUAGGAAGGCCUUAGAAGACCAUUUGAUCAGCAAAAAGCCGCUGUUUCUGAUCUGUGGAGGCGAACCAGUCAUAAAAGUUACGGGCCAUGGAUUGGGUGGUAGGAGCCAACACUUGGCCCUGCUGAUGGCACAAACCCUGCAUCGCGACGAGGCCAUGAGAGAUUGCACCUUCCUAAGCGCCGGAACCGAUGGCAUCGAUGGACCCACCGAUGCAGCCGGAGCCAUUGGGGACAGCAGGGUAGUAGAAUCGUACCUGGGGGAUCACACCCUCGACGAAUUGGCUGAGACGCUGCGGAAUUGCGACAGCUAUACUUUCUACAAGAAUCUCUCGCAGGGCGAAUACCACGUGCUCACUGGACACACGGGUACCAAUGUGAUGGAUCUGCACUUCCUGGUUGUGCCUUAGAGCAACGCCCCCGCCCACAAAUAUACACAGAUAUGUGGGGCAGUUCGUUAAUGGAGCUGCUCUUGAACCGCAGACGGGCCAUAGUCGUUUAAAUUUGUUUUUACGAUUUUCCUCUUUAAUUUUGCUCUAUGAAAUUUUUACGACUUUUUUCAUUUACAUUUUUAAUAUCCAUUCAAAUUCAAAUAAUUUUGUGAUCUUUAUGCUCUGAGAUGGUCGACAGUGACAGCAUAAAAUGACAAUUAGCUUUCGUCUCCGGUUUGGAAAUUAGCCUGGAAUUGUCUUGAUUGUGAUUAUGUGUCAGGCAAAACGAACGACAGAUGUGAUAAAUCAAUUUGUACAUGCGAUCACCACAGAGCAUAAAUAUCCCUGAGUAAUAUCCAUUUAAUUUCCAUUUCUUUUAUACUGCGUCUCAUAAAAAUGCGCUGCUAAUAAAUCAUCUUAAUUGUUCGAAACGCCAAAGGCAAACAGUAGCCAGCGAGCAACUACAACAAUAGCUAGCGAUAAUUGCAAUUAAAAAUGUAAAUUUA
Drosophila eugracilis is the source of this 2046-nucleotide messenger RNA. RefSeq names its product glycerate kinase. Gene Ontology annotation, biological process: protein phosphorylation. Gene Ontology annotation, molecular function: glycerate kinase activity. The record is from RefSeq and is a predicted model, not a curated record. Gene Ontology annotation, cellular component: cytoplasm. NCBI's taxonomy places the organism in Eukaryota, Metazoa, Arthropoda, Insecta, Diptera, Drosophilidae.